This is a messenger RNA of Entamoeba nuttalli P19, 1680 nucleotides long. RefSeq lists its product as hypothetical. The transcript has a single exon. The record is from RefSeq and is a predicted model, not a curated record. Lineage: Eukaryota; Evosea; Mastigamoebida; Endamoebidae. The coding region runs from base 1 to 1680 and encodes 559 amino acids.
AUGUUUCAACACAAAAGAAAGUCCUCUACACCUACAGAGGGACUAGGGGGAAUGCCAAUUCAAAAUAGUCCAAAAGAUAAAUUAUCUUUAAGCUUGUCAUUGUUUGGAGAAUUACAAGAUAAAAGUAAAGAUGAAAUAUACUUUGAAGAUAACAAAAGUGAUGAACAAUAUAUUACUUUUUUGAAACAAAUACAAAACACUAAUGAAAUUCAAUUUGUAAAGAUAGCUAAUCAUUUAAUUGAGAAAAAUAUGUUUUUAAUAGAAGGAAAAUUUAAUUGUUGUUGGAAAGUAACAGUAAAGGAUAUUAGAAUAAUUAUAUGGCAAAUGAAAGAAUUUAAAAGAAAAAUAUUAUCAAUAAUGUGUAAAUGUAUUAAUGAUGAAGAAUUAGAUGAAGUUAAUGAAAAAUUACCAGUCUUUCAAAUGUGUUGUUUUGGACAUGGAAGUAAAACGGAUAAUUAUAAUUUUAUAAAAGAAAUAAUUUAUAAUUAUAAUAGUAUUUUUGAUAUUCAAGGAGAUCCUUUGUUAAAUAACCAAUUUAGUAUUGAAGAAGUUUCAAAAAUGAAAAUAUUAGAAUAUAUGGUUGAUCCAUUUGCUCCAAAAGACUUUAUUGUUGAUGCUAUGUAUUCUUUAUAUUUAUUUUCAUCUGUUGAUGAAGUUUGUACAUUUAUUGCAGGUGCACACACUGACCUUUUAUUUGCAUUAUCAGAACAAAAUGAAAUAGAAUAUAAGUUACUUCAAGAACAAGUUGUUUUUAUUAGUAGAUUACUUUUUUCAAUAUAUUCACCAAGUAUUCAAAAUAAAACAACAUUAAAAUGUCUUUUAAAUCCAACAUAUCCAACAGAUUUUAGGAAGUUUAUAGAAAAUAUUUAUCAAGGAAUUUCAACAAAUUAUCUUCGUUUUUCAAAAUCAUUUAAUAUUAUUGGGGACUUUAAAGAACGUAAUAGAUUUAAUCAAAUAUAUAAAAUUAAAUUAGGUAAAUCAUUAGAUUUAUCAAAAUUAAAUAAAAAAAUAAAGAAAAGUGUUGAUUAUUUACAAGAAAUUAAAACAUUUAAUAAAAUUGUUCUUGUUAAUUUAGAACCAUUCUUUAUAGCAGAACAAAUUGCAUUAUUUGAUCAUAAAUGUUUUAAUUUGGUUGAAGUAAAAGAUUUAGUUUAUUAUGAACAUAAAUCAAGUUUUAAAAGAUAUCAACAAACAAUGGAACAUUUUAGUCAAAAUAUCGAACAAUUAAUAGAAACAGAAAGUGAUAUUGAUUUCUUUAUUUCAGUAUUUCAUGGACUAUUUUUUUAUAAUGAAUUUAAUGGGGCAUAUUUAAUUUAUAAUAUAUUAUCAAAUAAGAAAAAAUCAAAUCCUCUUCUAUUUAAUAAAAUAAAGAAGAUUUCUUAUUCUUUAUAUUCAAAAUUAGAAAUAUUUUUUAAAGAAAUUAAUGGACAUGAACUAUUUUGGAUUUAUUAUUGUUCUUUACCUCUUUUUACUUCUAAAGUUCCUGUUGUAGAUUUUUGGUUGGAUCGUAUUAGAAAUGAUGAUGUUUUAACUUUAGAUUUUGGUGAACGUUUGAAUGCAGAAAAAAUUAAAAAAAUAUCUAUUGAUGUACAAUUAUGGAUUGAAGCAAAAGAAACUAAAUUCAUAUUUGAUGAAAUAGACAUAGUAAUGAAGUACUUUAAUAAUUUAGCUUAUUUGUAA